Pelodiscus sinensis (Chinese soft-shelled turtle) is the source of this 2328-nucleotide messenger RNA. The record is from RefSeq and is a predicted model, not a curated record. NCBI's taxonomy places the organism in Eukaryota, Metazoa, Chordata, Testudines, Trionychidae.
AUGAGUCAGCAGUGUGAUUCUGUGGCCAAAAAGGCAAAUGUAAUUCUAGGAUGUUCUAACAGGGUCGCGCUCACCUCUCACAAGCGCCCCCAUCUGGCCAAGUGUGUUUGCCUGCACUUGGCCAUUCUUCAGCCUUUUCAGCUACUCAGCUCCCUGGCCAAGUCACACUCCAGCAGCGGCGAGCAGAGCGGGGAGGAGGAAGACGCCUUCGAGCCGGCCCAGGGCAGCCCGGCCUACGCUCGGGACGCCAAGCUGAAGGCGGGCGCCCUGGGGAAGAAGCCCAAGGAGCAGCGCUCGCUGAGGCUCAGCAUCAACGCCCGGGAGAGGAGGCGCAUGCACGACUUGAACGAUGCGCUGGACGGGCUGCGCUCGGUCAUCCCCUACGCCCACAGCCCCUCGGUGAGGAAACUCUCCAAAAUCGCCACGCUGCUGCUGGCCAAGAACUACAUCCUCAUGCAGGCGCAGGCUCUGGAGGAGAUGAGGCCCUAUCUGAACCAAGGGCAGACCCUCAGCGCCCCUCUCCCGGCCACCCUGAACCCUUUCGGACAGUCCGCGGUGUACCCCUUCUCUGGCACCGCCCUGCCCAGCUGCUCUGAGAAAUGCACUGCCUUCCCCGCUGGGACAGCCUCCGCGCUCUGCAAACACUGCACUGAUAAGCCUUGAUUUCUUUUGCCUGCCCGCUUUUCUUGCCACUCCAUCCGCCCUGGCUUCCAACCAUCAGUUAAGUUUCUCCCUUUUUUAUUUUUUAUUUUGUUUAAAUCCAGGUUCUUUCUUUCGCGCGCUCAUUCGGAGGUAUUUGAAAGCUGUUUGGACAAAUCCACCCCGCCGUUUGCAAGUUCUUUUGGCUAAAGUGCUGUAAAAUGCUCCCCACCCCUUCCAUGGUUUUGAAGCAGUCGUGCUGCUUGCAACUUUGGGUAGCGGUUUUUUUAUUUAUUUAUUUUCUUCCCAACCUGCUCACGGAUUAACUUUGAGCGUUCCUUUUGCCUGUCAACUUGCUUUGACCCGUAAAGUUUUCGGCCCGUUUAAACAAAGUUUUGAAAACACACAGAGAGAGCAAAAAGAGAGAAAAUCUGGAAAUGGGAAUCUCAGUGAGUUUUCUUUUGGAUUGAUCAACCUGAGUAAAAACUAUGCAAUGUUUUCAGAAUGCAAAAUCACUUAUAAAAAAAAGGGGGAGGGUAAUGUAUUACGUAGGCAGCUCUAAUAGAGAGUGCCCACGAAUUAAAUUGAAUGCCAUCUAAUCAUCUCUCAGGUUUUGGUUUUUGGUGGUGUUGGUAAAACCAUGGAAACUUUACAAUUGUAUGAGUUUCUUUCCAAGUUAAGAACCCAUUCUUGGACUGACAAAGAUCUUUUGAUUGUACACUGUUGCCUGCUUUUUUUGCCUGUUUCUCAGCUUCCUUGGGUUUUCCAGGUGACUUUCCAAAGUCAUUGCUCUUCUUUGGUAAACAAAACACAAAGUCGCUGGACAUAUUUAUAUGUAUUUAUAACAAAUAAAAGACACAAAUAACCACUCUCUCUGUUCUACAUCUCUCUAAAGCAGUUGGCAGUCUAAGCAAAAUAAAUGGUGAUAUCAAUGUAAAGUGUAAAGGAGCAUCAUUUGGAAAGGAUUAGACUGGUAGAAGUUGGGUGAGUGAUUAAGUGUAAAAAGAACCAUUGGGUAUUAAACUCCAUUUCAAUAUACUUUUUCUUUUACUUAUCCCAUAAAUCUUGGGGGAGGGGGAGGAGUGGUUUCCUCUUGUCAUUUAAAGUGAUGUAGACUGGGCAUAAGGUUGUUUGAGUUUGUGCAUUUGGACACUUAACUAAAGUCUGACCUCAAAGCUGCAGCUUUAUUAGAAGGGAACACCUUUGCGGUUAUUUUUGUAAAAGUUUAAUGCUCAGAGCACAGUGUCAGAGAAGACGCUAAAGGAUUGUUUGAAAUCAUUGCUAUUCUAUUUGCUUGGUCCUCUGUUGUGUCUGCAACUCCUGAUCCUCUACUAUGUUGAAAGCUUGGCCCACUGUGAUUGCAAAACUAAAAGCUUGCUCCAAGCAUGUCACAUUGGCACAAGUUACCAAGUGGGCUCUGUCCCUGGUCCCUAAAUUGUUAGGAUGUUUUUAAUGCUCUUAUGUCUUAUAUGCUUCACAAAUCAUUGCAUAACAAUAAUUGAGAUGCAUUCUGUGUUUUGUGUUCAGACAGGAAUACCCACCGCCCAAUGUCAGAACGACCACGUAAACUGGUACAGUAGCAGCCUCAGGGGCUAGACCUGUCACGGCCAUUUGUGUUAGAAAUGGGGUGUAACUAUUUAGGGUUAUUAAACCAAUUUCCAUGGCUGUCGCCAGUGUUAUGCUAAUUUG